Molecule: messenger RNA, 721 nt
Organism: Austrofundulus limnaeus
Lineage: Eukaryota; Metazoa; Chordata; Actinopteri; Cyprinodontiformes; Rivulidae
Product: sulfotransferase family cytosolic 2B member 1
Molecular function (GO): sulfotransferase activity
Source: RefSeq, a predicted model, not a curated record
GCACAACCUGGAUGCAGGAGAUCGUUCCUCUGAUCCUAAGUGGAGGCGAUCCUGCCUCGGUUGAGACUCUCCACAACUGGGACCGUGUUCCUUGGCUGGAGGAGACUCGAGCUUCUGYUCUCAACCUGGAGGCCAGGCCAUCUCCGCGCAUGUUCACAACUCAUUUUCUCUAUAAUAUGAUGCCAGCAUCCUUCUUUGAAGUAAAACCAAAGGUGAUCUACGUCAUGAGGAACCCCAAAGAUGUGUGGACCUCUUUGUAUCACUAUCAUGGCAUGGCGUCCUUUCUGGUGAAUCCAGUGCCACGGGGCGAGUUCCUCAACAAAUUCCUUGAUGGAAGAGUUAUGUUCGGCUCGUGGUUUGAUCAUGUAAAGAGCUGGCUGAAUGUUGACGAGAAGCACCAGAUACUGCACAUCACCUAUGAGGAGAUGGUGAAGGACCUGAAGAACUCCGUGAGAAGAAUCGCUCAGUUCCUGGAGAAGCCGCUGGACGCCGAGGUGACGGAGCAGAUCACACAGAGAUGUUUAUUUAAGAACAUGAAGAAGAACAACAUGUCCAACUAUUCGAUGGUUCCUCAGGAAAUCAUGGACCCGACAAAGUCUGAAUUCCUCAGAAAAGGAGUGAUUGGUGACUGGAAGAACCUGCUGACAGAAGCAGAGGCAGAGAGCUUUGAUGCUGUUUGCAAAGACAAAAUGAAAGAUGUGAAGUAUACGUUUCCAUGGGA